GAGGAGGCGGGAGGGAGGGGGGUGUUGCAUGCUCACAGAGUGUGACAGAGAUAGAGCGAGAAAGCAAGGAAGCAGGCUCAGGGACAGAGAGGAGAGCACAGAGCUCCGAGAGAGGAGAUGGAGCACUGAGGCAGAGGCAGCAGGAAGGACUGAGAUCUGCACGCAAAUGUGAAUAGAAGAGAGACAGGAGGGAAUCAGUGGAGGUGGAAGAGGAGGAAAGGGAGGGGGGGAGUGAUGCCAGAUGAUGGAACCUAGAAACAGGUUGGACAGCUUUCCAUUCCUGCCCUCUGCAGCAGACAUGACUCUGGGCUCUGGACUGUGCCGAAAUUAGCCAGGGGGACGACGGCGGGCAGGACAGAGGGUCUUCGGAGAGCUGCCUCAGGUUCAGUCUUGCUGGAUGCAGUAAGGCAGCUGAUUUAUUACUGAGGGGCUGGGUGGCAGCGUGUUUGCAAGUGUGUGCGUGUGUGUGUGUGUGUGUGCAGGAUUUUAUGGGUCUGUGUGGCGCUCCAAGCUGCGGGGAGCGACCAUUCCUCCAGUCAUAAAGUGACAUUCAGCAGGCAGGAGCUUUGUGUUCUGGUGUGGGUCUGCAGUCCACCGUAGGAAGUAGGAGAGAGGGAGUCGGAGCUGUCAUCGAGCAUAAACUAUGUGUGUGUGCGCUUACGGUGAGCUUAGUCAAAGUGGAUCAGCUCUAUGUGUUGUGUGUGAGUGUUUAGGGUAGAGCAGCAAGGGUGCAGCAAAGACAAAGAUACACAAUGCAAGGACGAGUGGCGAAUGACACCAAUGGCCGAGAGUGCAGCUGAAGUACAAGGAGUGCCCCAGGGGUAGAAGGGGACGAAGGAGAGAGAGGGAGAGAGAACAGCUAGAGGACAGAAAGAGGAAAGUGGAACAGUGCGAGGGUGAUCAUGGCUGUCGUACAGUGAGCUAUAGCAUAUGCUGUAGCGCAGAGCGCUGCUGCAGGGGGGAGGACAAGCAUCACUGCACUGUGGAGGAGGUACUGGAGAGGUGGUGGGGGGGGGGAUGCAGUGAGUUCAGCACCCAGAAAGGGGACGCACCAUAGGACAGUCCCAGAAGAAGACACCAACGCCGAGACAAGAAGCCAGGUCAGCGAGUAGAGGUCAGAAAGGACCUGGUGCUCGGUUCAGCCGGUCAUAGGCUGGUCCUGCGGGCCAGAGGAAAGCCGAGGGUCCUGUUUCCUGUGACGCCGCUGCUGCCGGUCCAUCACCAUGGGAGAAUGGACUAUCCUGGAGAGGCUGCUGGAGGCAGCUGUCCAGCAGCACUCCACCAUGAUCGGGAGGAUCCUGCUGACAGUGGUGGUGAUCUUCCGUAUCCUCAUAGUCGGGAUAGUGGGCGAGAAGGUGUAUGAAGACGAGCAAAUCAUGUUUAUCUGCAACACCAUGCAGCCCGGCUGCAACCAGGCUUGCUACGACAAGGCGUUCCCCAUCUCGCACAUCCGCUACUGGGUCUUUCAGAUCAUCCUGGUGUGCACGCCGAGCCUGUGCUUCAUCACGUACUCCGUCCACCAGUCCGCCAAAGCGCGUGACCGCAGCUACUCCCUGCUCCACUCGCACAUGGACCACCACGGACACGGUCACCACGGUCGCCACCACGACCACCACGUUCGCAAACUGCACUCCCGCAACAUCAACGGCAUCCUGAUGCACCCCGAAAGCAAGGACGACCACGACAUGGACGUCAAGGAGAUCCCCAACGGACCCCGAGGGGCCCUUCCCACGCACAAAAGCUCCAAGGUGCGGCGGCAGGAAGGCAUCUCCCGCUUCUACGUCAUCCAGGUGGUGUUCCGCAACGCCUUGGAGAUCGGCUUCUUGGCCGGCCAGUACUUCCUGUACGGCUUUAACGUCCCGGGGAUGUUCGAGUGUGACCGCUACCCCUGUGUGAAGGAGGUGGAGUGCUACGUGUCUCGUCCGACGGAAAAAACUGUCUUCCUGGUCUUUAUGUUCGCUGUGAGCGGCAUAUGUGUGCUGCUCAACCUGGCCGAGCUCAACCACCUUGGAUGGAGGAAGAUAAAGACGGCCAUCCGGGGUGUGCAGGCCCGAAGGAAGUCCAUCUGCGAAGUACGCAAGAAGGACGUCUCACACCUGUCCCAGGCCCCGAACCUGGGCAGGACCCAGUCCAGUGAGUCAGCGUAUGUCUGACAGAGGCUUCUCCGCCUGGGAGCUCGAGGACCUUUGAAACUUUGGACGAGAGCUUUUCCCCGGCCUGCUCAGUAGGACACAAGACUGGCCACUGAACCCUGACUGGUCAAGCGCACAGACUCUGUGCAGUCACAACAACACGACAUGUCACCCAAAAGAGUUUUUGACACUUGAAGACAAAAAGAACCACCCGUGAAAACUUGUAUGUCCAGUUUUCUGACCUCUGACCUCUCCCUGGGUGACAUUAGGUGCUUUCAGAGAAACUAACACUGAAACUGAGCAUUUACAAAUAACACUGAGAUACUGUAAAGAUAGUCUGAGGUUGAAAAAUCUACAGUUCUUUCUUAGUUGCCUUUGCUGUAGGUCAGAAAAAGAAAGAUGAUGUAAUUUUUUCCAUAUGUGCAUAUGCAAGAGCUUACGCGAGUGCGUGCAUGCAUGCAUACGCAGGAGAGAGAGUGUGUGUGUGUGUGUGUGUGUGUGAAGCUGAAUGCUAAAUUAUUCUGAAUUACUGAAAGUAAGAUAGUUAUUUCUCAUUGUUGGAGAAUAGUCACUUGAUGGAUAAAUAAGCACCUUUUUUCUUAUACGACCAUAAUCUACGAGCACUAGAAUGACCCGUGUGAACUGGAACACAGUAUUUGUGUUGUAUUGUUGUUGUCGCUGCAGGAUUUUUGUUUUGGGGGGGAAAAAAGAAAAAAAAAAACGUCACACUUCGUCAUGUGCUUUGAUGGAUCAGAUGCCACAAAGAACACGGACUGACAAUGAGUUUUAUUUCCAACACUGUGUCGGUGCUCUUCGUUGCUCCCGGUGCCUCUGAGGUACGCCGUUUACGCUCAGAACCGAAAAACCACGCCAGUAUCCUUACGUCAGCUUGUAAAAUGCUCUCGCUGCCGAGGGCUUGUGAUGGAGUAAUUACACGCAGACCUUUUUUGAGUUAAAAGGAGGGAAAAU
Poecilia latipinna (sailfin molly) is the source of this 3101-nucleotide messenger RNA. RefSeq names its product gap junction delta-2 protein-like. The coding region runs from base 1224 to 2153 and encodes 309 amino acids. Gene Ontology annotation, cellular component: connexin complex. Gene Ontology annotation, molecular function: gap junction channel activity. Gene Ontology annotation, biological process: cell-cell signaling. The record is from RefSeq and is a predicted model, not a curated record. The transcript has 2 exons. NCBI's taxonomy places the organism in Eukaryota, Metazoa, Chordata, Actinopteri, Cyprinodontiformes, Poeciliidae.